Messenger RNA from Symbiodinium necroappetens, 1989 nucleotides. The record is from the annotation of a GenBank genome assembly. NCBI's taxonomy places the organism in Eukaryota, Dinophyceae, Suessiales, Symbiodiniaceae.
AUGGGUUGGCUUAAGAUCCUUAGCCUGGUUUUGCUUCAGAAUUCUUUGGCUUGCCGCCGGUGGUGGCGGCGCAAAGCGGAUGGACUUUGGCUGCGUGAAGCCGGAAAGUGCCCUUGGACAGGUGGCGGAUCUUUGUGGGGCGAGUUGGAAGUUCCUAGCGAAGCGGCAGAUACUUGGCUCAGCUCCAAGGGAGAGUCCGGCAGGAUUACGAUCACCGUGGAGCUGGAGAGAGACGGUGUCGCUGCCUAUGAGCUGAACGCCUUCGAAGGGAAAAGCCCACAAGACGUAGCUGAUCGAUUCGCAGAGCUGGGGCGUCGAUGCUCAAAGGCGAAACCACACAGAACUGUCGACUGUGGCCCCUUCCGAGAAGGCAACCUGCAUACACUGUCCAAUAAGAUCGGAGAAAAAGCCUGCCAGCAUCCCGAGGCAAAGGAUGCUCGUGCGCUCUUCUGCCGCUACCCCCCGCGCUUCUAUGGCCAUGCCGGGAUUUGCAACCAAUACUCGCAAUUCUGCCCGUUUGAGGAACUUCGCAUGGAGAGCGACCCUUCUCUUAUUGACACGGCUGUCAUUAAUGUGGAUGCUGAGAUGUUCCACUCAAUGGAGGAGUGUGGCGUCUUUCAAAGGGAGCUUUGGAUCUUCAAGGUGUUCGUGCAUUGGUGCCCGCAUUGCCAGCAGCUGAUGCCGCUCUUGUACCGGCUGGCACUGGUUCUCCGACAGCGUGGGAUCAGGGCCUUAAGAUUUGGAGCUGUGAAUUGUGCCACCGAGCAUGAACUUUGCGCUGCCCAGAACUGGCCCGGACACCCCUUGCUGAUUGCCCGGUACUUGGGACCAGAUCGGGCGGUGCACGAUGCUAUCGAGCAUUGGGUCGACGUAGUGAAGGAUGCCCAGCUGCGGCAGAUGCUGCCGCGUUACGCGCUCCCGGGAGAGUUUCCGGUUCUCAAGAUUCUGUUGGAGCAACUGCCUUCUUCAAUGCUGCCCAAGUCGGCAUGGUCCUUCUUGUUCGACGCGGAUGCCGAGCAUGCGCAAUCGUCUGGCUGUGCUAACUUGACCGCACUGCAUCUGGAGCACCCGGAGGGAGCUGAUGAUCGAGUUGGCAAUGGCUGGCACGAUGCCGAGCGUAACUUCACCACCAGACGGCGCUGGACCGACGCCAUGCUCAUGCUGAGGCAUGUCCUUCAGGAAUGGAUCGCACCACUUGGAGAUGACGGCAAUGCAGAUGCUUUUUCCCAUGGGCAGUUGCUGAUCAUGGAAUCCUGGGUAGAGUUGCUGGCGAGGAAUCUGCCAGAUGCUUUUGGCUUGGCCGAUCCCUUGCAGGAACUUCAGCGUGCCUUGCUGCAAAGGGUCCGUGCCUCGCAGACACCGGAAGGCAGCUCGCUCUGUGCAGACGAGUGGAAGUUGUUGACGGCACCGGUGCUGACUCGAAUAGCUGAAGUUGGCCAGAGAGACUUCGUCGUGGCUUCUGCUUGCGCUUCUGACACCUGCAGGAUGUGGAGUUUGCUCCACACGCUUGCUUCAGAAGGCUUCAGACGGGAGCAAUGGGAGCUGUCCUCAAACAGCGAGUUGAUUCUGUCGCCCUCUUCUCCAGAUGUGAUGAUGCAGACUGUGCACGACUUCCUUGAACAGUUCUUCAAGUGCCACUACUGCCGCCGCCACUUUCUGAAAAAUUUCGAAGCCGGAUCAUUUGGCCGUGAUCUUGCCAAGACCUCCCGCCGGCAGGUCGUUUUGUACUUCUGGCGCUUUCACAAUGCUGUGUCUGUCCGGGUGACUGCCUGGCAUAGUUGCAACACCACGGACCGGCGUUGGCCGCCAUCGUCGGUGUGCCCGAGGUGCUGGGAGCAGAGUACAGACGACUGGCCGGUGCUGUCUGAAGCGAGGGACGUGGUCCGGGGUGGCGCAUCUCGAGCACUCGACUUGAAAGCGUCGCCUAAUGAAGAGGAGAUUCUGAAGUUUCUGCAGUCGGCCUUUGCAGAACCCGACGACCUCUCGUGA